This is a messenger RNA of Aegilops tauschii subsp. strangulata, 1154 nucleotides long. Its product is annotated as probable aquaporin PIP2-1. NCBI's taxonomy places the organism in Eukaryota, Viridiplantae, Streptophyta, Magnoliopsida, Poales, Poaceae. The record is from RefSeq and is a predicted model, not a curated record. Gene Ontology annotation, cellular component: membrane. Gene Ontology annotation, biological process: transmembrane transport. Gene Ontology annotation, molecular function: channel activity.
UCAGUUCAUAUACACUUUAUUAGACCGACAAAAACCAGACGCAGCAUGUGCUAACUACUCUAGCAGCUAGGGCAUGCAUAGCAAUAGCAUACCUGCAGGCUAUAUAUACAUGCAGCUCUCUAGCUAAGCUUGUCAACAUCGAUCGAGAAAGCAAACCAUCGCCCAUUCAGCGUAUCAAUCCAUCGACAUGGUGCCCAACGGUAACAAUGACAACAACAACGCCGCCAAGGACUACCGUGACCCUCCCCCGGCGCCGCUCAUCAACGCCGGCGAGCUGGGCAAAUGGUCGCUCUGGCGCGCCGUCAUUGCCGAGUUCACCGCCACGCUCCUCUUCGUCUACGUGACCGUGGCCACAGUCAUCGGCCACAAGCGCCAGACCGACGCCACCGUCGGCUGCGGCGGCGCGGGAAUCCUCGGCAUCGCCUGGGCCUUCGGCGGCAUGAUCUUCGUCCUCGUCUACUGCACCGCCGGCGUCUCCGGCGGCCACAUCAACCCCGCCGUCACCUUCGGCCUCCUCCUCGCCCGCAAGGUCUCCCUGGUCCGCGCGCUGCUCUACAUGGUCGCCCAGUGCCUCGGCGCCAUGUGCGGCGCCGGCCUCGUCAAGGCCGUGCACGGCGCCCAGUACGCGCGCCACGGCGGCGGCGCCAACGAGCUCGCGCCCGGAUACUCCAAGGGCGCCGGGCUCGCCGCGGAGAUCAUCGGCACCUUCGUGCUCGUCUACACCGUGUUCGCCGCCACCGACCCGAAGCGCAAGGCGAGGGACUCCCACGUGCCCGUGCUGGCGCCGUUGCCCAUCGGGUUCGCCGUGCUCAUCGUGCACCUGGCCACCAUCCCCAUCACCGGCACCGGCAUCAACCCGGCAAGGAGCCUCGGCCCCGCCGUGGUGUACAACAACAAGAAGGCGUGGGACGACCAGUGGAUCUUCUGGGUGGGGCCCUUCAUCGGCGCCGCCAUCGCCAUGGUGUACCACCAGUACAUCAUCAGGGGCGGGGCUGGCAAGGCCUUCGCCUCCUUCCGCCACAACUACAUCGCUACCGCCUAAUCAAUUUGUUUCCACCAUUCAUCAGAGAGAGAAUCUGCAAAAUGUACAUGCAUGGCUUGCAUUCACCGCCUCGUGUUUCUUAAUUAAAUCGUUCUGUAGUUUUGGUCAUGCA